Didymodactylos carnosus is the source of this 294-nucleotide messenger RNA. The record is from the annotation of a GenBank genome assembly. NCBI's taxonomy places the organism in Eukaryota, Metazoa, Rotifera, Eurotatoria, Philodinida, Philodinidae.
AUGAAACAGGGAACAAUUUCAAAUGGGUGUUUUCAAGAAUAUUUUGAGCCGAAAAUCACAUUUGCACCAACAUAUAAAUAUGAAGUUGGAUCAACCGAUCGUUUUAUAUUAACAAAGCAAGGAAGUAAUCGUCCGUCUUAUUGUGAUCGUAUCUUUUCUUACAUAUCUACUGAUCAACCACCAUUGAAAGUUCAAAGUUAUCAAGCAUUACAUGAUGUCACAUACAGUGAUCAUCAUCCAGUUCGACUCGAUUUUACUUUAUUUGAUAAUAAAACGUCAAAAAGUAGAAGCUAA